Molecule: messenger RNA, 2167 nt
Organism: Chelonus insularis
Lineage: Eukaryota; Metazoa; Arthropoda; Insecta; Hymenoptera; Braconidae
Product: TBC1 domain family member 31
Exons: 2
Coding region: 215-2167 (650 amino acids)
Cellular component (GO): centrosome
Molecular function (GO): protein binding
Source: RefSeq, a predicted model, not a curated record
UGGUUUUUAAUUGUACAUUUUACAGCUUAAGUAUUUGACUAUGUGAACGGUUUGAAACUUUCUUUAAGUCUCUAAACAGAUUUGCUUUCUGAUAUUGUUGUUUCAUUAUCAAAUGCUGAUAUUAGUUUCUUCAAUCUAGGCAUAACUUCAACCUUAUAAUCUUUACGUUGGGCUCUGUUAAAAAAAUAUAAUUUGAAAAUAAUUUAUUAUACGGAUGGAAAUUCUGAAAAAUUUUUGUCAAUUACCAUCAAGGUCGUUACAUCAGGAUGGAAGAGACUUCAAUUUUAAAAAAAUUUCUUUCGAUCGAAAUCAAGAACGAAUAAUUGCCUAUGACAUCGAAGGAGUUAGUUAUUUAGUAGAAUACAUAAAAAAACAAUGGUUAACUAAAAUUUUGGGUUAUAUCGGAUACCCCACUAUUAUUUCAUUUAAUCCAUUAGAAGAAUCAGAAAUCAUUACAGGAUUCGAUUCUGGGAAAUUAAAGAUUUUUUUACUCUACCCUGACUUAAAAUGUAUUUAUAUAAUUAGUGGUCAUCAAUUUUCUCCAAAAUGGAUAAGUUUCAAUAAUGAAUAUGUUCUAACGACAUCGGAAAGAGAAGUGAUCAUUUGGAACAUUCAGUAUUUUUCUAAAUUUAAUAUUCUUCAAAUAAAAAAUACUUCAGUGAACAUAAAAAAAUCUGCUUUCUUAUACUCUAGUUCAGUUAUUGUAUUGUACGAAAAUAAUGUAUUUGAACUUUGGGAAUCUAAAACGUUUAAUUUGGAAAGAAAAAUUUACUUAAAGAAUUAUGGUUUAAAAAAUGCCAAAGAUUUUAUUACUGCCGAAAAUGGUCAAAUUAUAAUUUUUUAUAGUAUUGAAAAAAUUACUGUAUUUAAUACAAAAUCGUGGAUAUUACAAAUAAGUAAUAUAUUAUUUUAUAAAUCAAAUGGAAUUAAAACCAUUACUAUUGCACCUUUUCUAUCAAAUUAUCGAUACGAAAAUAUAAUUUUAGUAAUCUUUAACAAUGGAAAAUCGACAUUUUUUGAUUUAUUUUCAAUGCAUUUGAUAAAGUCGACAAAUUACAUUUUUACAAACAUUCAAGAUGUGAUUACAUCUGAAAAUAAUCAAUGGAUUGCAUGGAUUCAACGUGAUGGUACAUUAAACAUUAGUAGUUAUUGUCGUUUAAUAGGAAGAAGAAACAAAUCGUGUUUACUUCCAGUGACACAAUUUAAAUCUGAAUUUCACUUGAUCAAUCACCAUUAUCGAUACGUUCAAAACAACAUCAUGACAGUUUUAAAAUAUUCAACACUUAAAUCGAUCUUGAAGGAAUUUAAUAAAUAUCCAAAGCAUUAUAGAGACAUCAUUUGGAUAAAACUUAUGAAACUUCCUGGCAAUCAAAGAGAAUUUUCUAAUUUAUGCACUACUGCAUUCUAUAAAAGUACUGUGACCUUAUUAAAGAAUUGUGAAUCAUCUGACAAAAACUAUGCGACAUCACUUAUUUUACUUCGUGAUUGCCUUCAACAGGUUUUUCCGUACAUUCAUCGGACUCUGUCUCUUAAAAAACUAGUAAACCCAUUUUUAAUGAUUUUUAAAAAUAAUCUUUUGUAUACUUUUGAAGCUAUUUUAACUAUCUUGUUAAAUUUUUGUCAGAAAUGGUUCGAUUAUUACCCAUUUCCACCAUUAAAUAUUCUUAAUAUAAUAGAAAAUAUAUUAAUUGAAAUGGACCCGAAUUUAAUAAGAUUUUAUUAUGAUAAAAAAAUCACAUCACUCCAUUACGCUUGGCCACUCUUAAAAACAUUAAUGAGUGAAGUAUUAGAAGAAAUUGAAUGGCUUACUCUUUGGGACCAUUUAUUGCUUUAUCAAAACUCUUGCUUUCUAAUAAUGUGUGUUGUAGCGUUCAAUAUUUAUUCGAACCAAAAUAUUCUUUCAUUGCAAAAGAAAGAUGAAAUUCAAAAUUUUUUUAGAAAACAAAAUGUUAUAAAAGCUAAACACCUUAUCUCGCUGUCGUUUUAUUUACAUUCUAAAAUAUCAUUGAAAAAUCAUCCGCAUCAAUAUCUCAGAAAGGCUUUUAUUGAGUUAUCUAAUGAAGAAUCAUACCAUAAAAUAUUGGAUGAUGAACGUCCGAAGUUUCUCUUCGAAAAUGAUGAAAUAAUAUAUCAUCAAUCAUUUCAUCGAAAUGUUAACAUGAAUUGA